AUGUCUAAUGAAGUGGACCACUUAGCCAAUGGUCUGAAUGAGCUAAAGCCUCUGGCAGUUAGUAGCUCAUCAGCAAACAGUACAGCUUCGAAAAAAGGUUCUGGCUGGUUUGUUUCAGCGUUUCUUGUGGUCAACACUACACUGGGUGCCGGACUUCUCAACUUCCCCAUGGCAUACCAUCAGGCUGGUGGUGUCUUGGCGGCUGUGAUCGUGCAAUCAGUCCUGAUGGUGUUUGUAGUGAUAGCAAUAUUCAUCAUGUGUUACUGUUCUGAUACCAAGGGAAGCAACACCUACCAAGACGUGGUUCUCUCCAUCUGUGGCCCUAAAGCCCAGCUGGCUUGUGCAAUCAGUAUAGCCAUCACCUGCUUCUGCACGUGCAUCACAUUUCUAAUUAUAAUUAGUGACCAGUGGGAGAUAAUUUUCCUCAAUAUUUCAUAUGAUCACUACUGUAACACACAGCCCUUCUACAUGACCAGAACUUUUAUUAUAUCAUCUACGUCCAUAGCUUUCAUACUGCCGAUAUGUUUUCCUAAAAGGAUAGAUUUUUUAAGAUAUGCCAGCAUCGUUGGUGUUAUAGGUAUCUUGUAUGUAGUUGGACUUGUUACCAUCAAAUAUUUUCUUCCUCAUGAUAAUCAAGGAAUUAUUGCCACUAGGCCUCAUUCAUGGUUGGACGUGUUUCUCGUCGUUCCACAAAUUUGUUUUUCUUAUGAGUGUCAUGUCGGUAUCGUCCCCAUUUACUCAUGUAUGGGCAAACGCAACAUCAGAGAGUUCUCUAAAACAGUAACACUUGCCAUGAUAUUGUGUAUCAUAACUUACACAGUCACUGCAACUCUGGGUUAUUUACAGUUUGGUAACAAUAUCACAAACGACAUACUGCUGUCGUUUAACCCUACAGCCGAGGUGAUGGUGGCUGUAGUUCUUGUUGCUGUAAAGACUUACACCACAUAUCCCAUUUUUUGUUUCCUUGGGAAGUAA
Molecule: messenger RNA, 975 nt
Organism: Physella acuta
Lineage: Eukaryota; Metazoa; Mollusca; Gastropoda; Physidae
Product: sodium-coupled neutral amino acid transporter 7-like
Biological process (GO): amino acid transmembrane transport
Cellular component (GO): membrane
Molecular function (GO): L-amino acid transmembrane transporter activity
Source: RefSeq, a predicted model, not a curated record